This is a messenger RNA of Trichoderma gamsii, 2388 nucleotides long. RefSeq lists its product as hypothetical. The transcript is spliced from 4 exons. Gene Ontology annotation, cellular component: cytosol. The record is from RefSeq and is a predicted model, not a curated record. Bases 1 to 2388 code for a protein of 795 amino acids. NCBI's taxonomy places the organism in Eukaryota, Fungi, Ascomycota, Sordariomycetes, Hypocreales, Hypocreaceae.
AUGAGGAUGACGGAAACGGUCGAUAUCAACGACACCACUAUUCUUGGGCAGGAUGUCGUGGCUGCGCCGUCGCAGGACAAUGGCAGCGAGGUGUCGAAUGAAACCAUCGAGGAGCGGUGCUUCUCGGCCGCUCUCGUGUGUUUAGAGGGCCAUUUCACCCAGUCGCCUCCCAUGGGCCCCCAGACCACAGCCAGGGUGAGCUCGAUGAUCUCAAAGACGCUGGAAAAGACUCAUACGCUUAGGAAAGCCAGAGAGGCUCUGGCACGCAAUGUAGCAAUCUGGAUAUGGCUGACAAGGAUCUUUGCCGCUGCUAUCCCAAGCCUAACGUCACGGUCAGUGGGACCGCUAUCUGCGUUGAAUGAUCCAAAUAAGGGAGUCAGCCCUCAGGAGAGCACGGCCUUGAUCGUCCUCAACCAUGUUUCUGUCAAGGAAGACCUGGGGACGCUCAUCAAGCUUAUGCAUAUUGCUCGGAAUCUUCUUGUAAAUGCUGAGCCCGAGGUCCCUCAGGACAUCUGUGCCGCAGUGCACUUUGACCAGAUGGUCUACCAAACCAUCAUCCUGUGUGUCAACGUCACGAGUAAGGGUUAUGACGGCGAGAUACUGGAUGAGGCUCAGAGGGUGAAGCUCACGGAUAUUACCGAACUAUAUAAGAAGCUGCUUGUGACUUCGCUACAGCAAGUUCACAACUGGACUGCCAAGCAUGAUCGCAACAAGAUGUCGUUUUGGUUUGAUGUUUUGUUUGACGACGACGGUGCGCUAUCAGGAUCGGAAGAAAUUAUGAGUGAUGGUUCAGGGUUCCGGCCCGACGCUGCUAAGCACCAAGUUCAGCACUGGCUUGAUCGGAACUCGAAGAUGUGCGACACAGCGAGGAAGCUGCUCAAGGACUAUGUCCAGAACCACGCAGACAAGCCGCCGGGAAACCUAGCCCCAAUCCGACCAUUGGCCUGGAACUGGCUUCCAGAUGUUCCUGCUGAUUCGCCAGUUGACGUGCAGGAGGGUAAUGAAAAGACGAUUCCAGUUUGGAAUGUGGACGAGACGGACAAGUUUGAGCAAGAUCGGCUGUACGGCCGUGUAUCUCGUGAGAUUGAUACAUGGUGGCUUCGAGCGCGCGAUCCCAAUUACGAGGAUUGGGUCGUCGGCAUGCCAUCUGUGGAAAUGUUCCUUGCAUUGGACUGUGGAAAGAGCCUGCUCCGUGAAUUGCUCGUCUUCAUUGCAGUAUGGGACAAGGAUGAGCAGAGUCUUAUUUUCCAGGUCACAACGCAAAUUGUCGAGGCCAUCCACCACAGUGCUCUGGUGCCAUAUGCCUGGAACUCUCUGAGAAUCCCCAAGGAUAUCAUUUCUCCAGCACAGACGGUCCUUUUGCGUUUGGUCAAUCACAUGCUUCGAGCUCGUGCUACCAGCACCACCAUCCAGGACCCCAAGGAUCAUACCAAGGACCUCAAGCUGGUACACUUCUUCUUCAGCUUUUUCCGAAGCAGAAUUGUGCCCGAGUGUGCGGCUCUCAUGCAUCUGCAGGCCCAAAUCCGCGAGGAGAAUCGCGAUCCGUCCGAGUUCCCUGUUGACAGCUGGGAUAUGGAACGAGCAAAGGACGGACUGGCCCAGUACCUGGAAUUUCUCACGACUGCAGCCGAAAUGGUGGAUAUGAGACCUCAUCUUAUUGAGUGGCAGGCUAUAUACGACCUCAUCACGGUUCUCAGCAGUCUUGAGGCGGCAGUUCCAAAAAAGCCCAUGGUUGAAGUCCCCAAGCGUGCACCAACAGCCGAGGCCACUUCCAACGCAAACGGUAGUAACAGCGACCUGAUGGUUGAGCGGCCAUACUCUACCGGAAAUGAGAACGCUCCUCCUUCGCCCCCGCCACCACCUUUGCAGGAACCAGCCCACAAGUUCCCAUGGAGUGGCAUCAAGGGCCAGAUUUUCACCAUCAUCGCAACGCUUCUGCAGCCACCACCGGGACAAAGCAGCCCUGGCAAUGCACAAGUGCAGAUGCAGAUGAUGAAGUACAACGGCAUUGUUCCCCUACUCAACUGCUGCGCGUACGACGAUCACAAUCCAUUUGCCAAGGAGCGAGUCACCAUCUGUUUGAAAUGGCUGCUGGACGGCUGUGAGGCAGCAAACAACUUUUUCCGCGAGCUUGUCAGCAUGGCGCCGCAGCCUAACCUGAGACCGCCGCCAGGAGGCACCACUGUGUCGACAAUCAGGGUGGAUGGAGUACAAGGCGAAGUCAAGGUGCAAGUACGUUCGAAUACGGCAGCGCCGCUGCCCGACCGCAGCACCAGCAGCACAGAUGAGUUGCUUGAGAAGGCUGCUGAACUAAAACUGGGGUUGAACCAAACCAAGAAGAGUGGCGGCGGUGGACGGAGCAGCAUUGAGGAGGAUUUCAUGGCGUAG